Molecule: messenger RNA, 1690 nt
Organism: Chrysoperla carnea
Lineage: Eukaryota; Metazoa; Arthropoda; Insecta; Neuroptera; Chrysopidae
Product: cytochrome P450 4C1-like
Exons: 10
Coding region: 80-1690 (536 amino acids)
Molecular function (GO): iron ion binding; monooxygenase activity; oxidoreductase activity, acting on paired donors, with incorporation or reduction of molecular oxygen
Source: RefSeq, a predicted model, not a curated record
UUGAAAUUGUACAAUUUAAAAUUUGUAUAGUUCAAUUUUAUACGCGUUAAGUGAUUGUUGGAAUAUUAUUGACAUAAGGAUGGUUGUUCCAGCAUUUUGCUCAAUAUUUUUUGCAACAUAUGAUUGGGUUUCUGAUUCAAAAAAAGAACACAGCACGUCUUCGAAUUAUCAUAUAUUUCCGACAAUAACUAUUCUGAUUUUAUCAUUAAUAGUUGGUAAAUAUAUAGAGUAUCGAUGGAAAAAUCGUCGUUUUUUCAAAUUGGCUGCAAAGUUUAAUGGUCCAGAUCCGUUACCAUUCAUCGGAAAUGCACAUAUGUUCUCAGGAACAUCCGAAGUUGUAUUUAAGCAAAUCCUUUAUCACUUUUAUAAUUAUAACGAUAAAGGACCAUCACGAUUCUGGCUGGGUAAUCAAUUAUAUGUGGUAAUUACAAAACCCCAGCACAUGAAAGCUGUGUUAACAAACUCAAAUGCUUUACAAAAAUCAUACGUUUAUAGUUUUAUUAAUACAUGGUUGGGUACAGGUUUAUUUUCGGCACCAGUGACGAUUUGGAAACAUCAUAGGAAAAUUAUAAUGCCUUCUUUUAAUCAAAAAAUAUUGGAUACGUUUAUAAGUAUAUUUCAAGAACGAAGUAAUGUUUUGGCAAAAAAAUUGGAAUGUGAAACAGGCUAUUUUGAUAUUUUUCCAUACGUAAGUCGAUGUACAUUGGAUAGUAUUUGCGAAAGUGCCUUGGGUAUUACAGUUAACAGCCUCGAAGAUAGUAACGAGAAAUACGUGGAAUGUGCAACAAGAGUUUUAGAUAUUGUUAAUACCAGAAUGUUAAAAGUAUGGUUACAUCCUGAUUUCAUAUUUAAGAGAACAAAGCUUUAUCGAGAACUACAAUUUCAUAUACAGUAUUUACACAACUUUACUGAUAGUAUUAUUAAACAAAAACGAGCUGAAUUCAAAGAAAUACAAGAAUCAAAUAAAUUUUCCCCAACUGACCAGAACAAUGAUGAACCAAUAUUUAAACGAAAAGCUUUCAUUCAAUUAUUGAUGGAGACCUCAGAUUUCACGGAUGAAGAAAUUCGUAAUGAAGUUGAUACAAUGACAGUAGCGGGAAAUGAUACGACAGCAACCGUGAAUAGUUUUACCCUAUUGCUGUUAGCAAUGUAUCCAGAUAUUCAGGAAAAAUUAUAUAACGAAGUUUACAGUAUAGUUGGUGAUAGCGAUAAGACAAUUGAAUUAGAAGACUUACCAAAAUUAAAAUAUACAGAAAUGGUAAUUAAAGAAAGUAUGAGAUUAUUUCCAAUAGGACCAAUUCUCGGUCGAGAUGCACUAGAAGACAUUCAAUUAGAUGAAAAUUAUACUAUACCAAAAGGAAGUGGAAUUGCUUUAGGAAUAUAUUAUACACACCGAGAUCCAGAAUAUUGGACCGAACCAGAUGUUUUUGAUCCAGAAAGAUUUCAACCGGAAGAAUUAAAAUCACGUGAUCCAUAUAGUUAUUUGCCAUUUAGUGGAGGACCACGAAAUUGUUUGGGUAUUAAAUAUGCUUACAUGGCAAUGAAAAUUCUCAUAGCAACAGUGAUCAGACAUUAUAAAUUAAGUACAGAUUUAAAUUUAGAUGACUUGAUAUUAAAAACCGAAUUGACGCUAAAAUUAUCAAAUGCCUUUCUUUUAAGAAUACAAAAACGUCAAACGAUGUCUCAGUGA